GCUCACCGCCAGUGUUUCAGUUUGACUGUUAAAAAGUGUUAAGAUAAUAGGCUAUAUGCACAGUUACUUCCUGGUUACGGACAAGCCAGCCCAAUCACUUCCGGUCGUCUGUCGUCAGGUGAGCUUUCUGUCAGAGCCGGCAAAACCAAAACAAUGACUUUCUACACUCAAGACUUACCCCGUGUCACUAUCAACGAUGUACACCGUCUUAUUAAGGCCUACUCAACCACGGCAUUAACCAAAAAGAAUAAAGGAUUUAAGCUGUACAUGACCAGCUAUAUUCAUGACUAUGAAGUUUCUGACAAGAACGAGUCAGGAGAGGUGUCUGUGAGGGCAAGCUGCUUCAGGUCAAUGAGGAAAAGCGAGAGACCACACAACUUAAGUAUUGUUCUCAAAGACUCUAAGCCUGUUGAACUGCUGGCAUGCCAGUGCUCAUGUGUGGCAGGGCUUGCACUCUGCAGUCACAUUGCAGCAUUGCUGUACCAAACCUCACAUUACAGCCAACAGGGAGCAAUAGCUGUCCCCCCUACUCACAGCUGUACAGGGUCUGAGCAACAAUGGCACAAACCCAGGACCCAGGGUUUCAAGCCUGGUCCAACAAAUGAGAUGGUAGUGUUGCCAGCUCGGCCCAAGGAGAGAAGAGUGGCUGAAGGAAUCAGGAGUAACUUAUACAAAGGAGCCUGUAACCUGACCUGUGACCUUCCAGACACGUCAGUCCUUUGGAUGAAUGACAUCUACCAAGGCAUGCCAAGGGAAGCUGCUCCACUAAUAACAACCAUGGGAAUAGCAGGGGGUGUACCAUUAGUAGACAGUGCCUUUGGAAAAGUCCAAGAAGGUAGUGUUCUCUCCUACCAUCUUCCAGCAUGGACUCCACCAAUGACACCUCUACAUGUCACUGCACCACCACGACCAUCCUUACCUCUUGAUGGUUACUCUUUGGGGCCCUCGGAGUGUUGUUUUGUGCUUAGCUACCAUCAGCAGCUGCACAUGAAAUCUCUGGAAACAUCAGAGAUCAUGGCGCACCAACUUGAAGAAAGCACAAGACAACAGAGCACACUGAAGGAAUGGCACCUUCUAAGAAAGCCACGAGUGACUUCCUCUAGAUUCAGAGAGGUUUGCCAUGUGAGAGGACAGUCCUCAGCGGAGAACCUGGCACUCAUGAUUUUACGGCCAGGUUAUCAGACCGCAGAAAUGAAGAGGGGUCUUCAGAUGGAGCCCAAGGCUGUAGAAGAGUACUGCCUUGUUAAGGAUGUAAACCACUAUCCUUGCGGUUUCAUCAUCCACCCAGAUGCACCAUGGCUCAGGUCAUCACCAGAUGGGUUGGUAUAUGACCCGAAUGCUGAGCCUGCGUUUGGACUGCUGGAGGCACACAGACAUAUGACAUCCACGUACACAUACAUAUUACAGAAAUACAAAGGAAGAUAUCUAUAGUGUGCCCUCUCAGUAAAAUUAGAUUGUAGCAUGUUUAAAUGAGCGGUGUGCAAAAAAAGCAGAAAGGUGCAAUUGUAACGUAGUGCAAGAGAGUGCCAGUGCCAACAGUAUCACUCCAGUCCAGGGUAGUCCAUGACGAUGGAGAUUUGUAAUUGUUGUACUUGUGAACUCUCUUUUUUAAUUUAUUUAUUUUAAGUAAUGUUUAACUGAUGCAUUGCAUGACACAAUGUUUGGUUUUAUACACCAUCAGGACCAUGGUACACUCUGUUGUAUGGUGUUGUACAGUAUCUGAUGUUUGUACAUGCUGUCUGAAAUGAUGGAAAUUUUUUUCCACUGACUGAAAUGUAUUUAAAUUGUUGACUGUAGAACAUGUCACCUUCAAUUACAUAUUUUCUUAUGUUCAUUUGUUCUGAGAUUAUUUAUUUGUAUCUAAACACAGUAUUGUGUAAGUGCUGCUUGUAAUGACCACAGUAAAAUACACGUUUUGUGAGAUCCCUA
Perca flavescens (yellow perch) is the source of this 1929-nucleotide messenger RNA. RefSeq lists its product as uncharacterized. The record is from RefSeq and is a predicted model, not a curated record. The coding region runs from base 154 to 1431 and encodes 425 amino acids. Lineage: Eukaryota; Metazoa; Chordata; Actinopteri; Perciformes; Percidae. The transcript has 6 exons. Gene Ontology annotation, molecular function: zinc ion binding.